Aplosporella prunicola CBS 121167 is the source of this 648-nucleotide messenger RNA. RefSeq lists its product as uncharacterized. Lineage: Eukaryota; Fungi; Ascomycota; Dothideomycetes; Botryosphaeriales; Aplosporellaceae. The coding region runs from base 198 to 545 and encodes 115 amino acids. The transcript has a single exon. The record is from RefSeq and is a predicted model, not a curated record.
GGGCACAGGGCUGGGCGCGACCGUUCGUCGAUUGGGCAGCAGGCGCCAACCAACGCUGCGUGCUGUGCAGCGGACGGUUUCAUUUUCCCACCUUAUUGCCCACUUUCGAACUUUUGCAGUGGAGCCCGUCCACCGCUAGCUUGUUCUUCGAGAAUCCGUGAGUCCAUCGCCAGCGCCGGACAGGAGCCUGCGAACGGAUGCCGUCUAGCCCUUUGCGGCCCGCCGAGUCCUGCAAUGCGGUGAGGGUCCUCGACAACAGGACCCCUGGCUUGUGGGCAGAGGGCAACGUGGUUGGAUGGGGCUCCCGAGAAGGAUGGCGGACGAGGGGCCCGAGGGGGCCGUGGGGGUACCACUGGGGGGAACUUUUUUUUUUUUUCUCGCCUUUUUUUUUCUGGCCCUUCCCUUCCCUGCGCGCAGCGUACAUAAUGAUUGCAGAUCGUAUCUGGAUGAGUUGCGGCGGGGCGGGGGUCGGGCAGCUCUCGUCACAAGCCUCAAUCUCGCAUGCAAACGGUUUCAUCUCGUCAACGGCACGCACAUGUGGAUGAGAUGAUGACAGCAAUAGGGCAGGGAUGGCGGUGUGGUCAGCGAAAGAUCCAAGGGUAUGGCAACCGGAACGCUGGAUAGCGCGCCAAGGCGGCCGCCAUGCUC